UGGGAGCGAAUCUGUUAGUUCGGUUCCGACCCUAGAACCCGCUCCUAUCGAUUAGUGUGAAAGUGUGUUUCUUCUAAUUCCCGCCCAAUGAAGAUCUUACCGGUUGUAGUCGCCUACUGGGUGUUAGUAGCAUUGGUCGGCGCCAACGACGUGCACCGAACGUACGACAAUGAUCACCAGCACAAAAGAGCUAAACGUCCAUCGGAAAUAAACACCCGUCAAACUGUCGGUUAUGAAGAGAUCGAAACCACUUCGGAAUUUUGGCAUGAACAAGCUCAAAAAACUUUGAAAGCCAAGCUAGCCGAAGAACCGAUCGUCGCGAAGGCCAAAAACGUGAUUCUCUUCAUCGGUGACGGAAUGUCCCCCCAAACCAUCGCAGCCACUCGGAUGUAUUUGGGUAACGAGAACAACGUACUGUCAUUCGAACGGUUCCCUUACCUGGGGACGGCUAGGCCCUACUGUGUCAAUCGUCAGGUGGCUGAUUCCGCUUGCUCGGCCUCUGCUUACCUGUCCGGUGUGAAAACCAACUAUGGAAUGAUCAACGUGGCGCCGCAUGUUCCCCGGUACAACUGUGAGUACAAUCGAACCGAAGCGGAGUUUCUUGGGUUGAUGGAGUGGGCUCAGGAUAGUGCGAAAGGUACCGGGAUAGUCACCAAUACACCCAUCACUGAUGCUAGUCCGGCAGGAGCGUACGCAAGUAUUGCAUCACGUGACUGGGAGAACGAUGCUAAAGUCAUCGAAGAUGGUUGUGAUCCUAAAGAGUAUCCGGAUAUUGCGCACCAGUUAAUCCACGGAGAUGUGGGCAAAAAGUUGAACAUAAUUUUCGGGGGUGGUAGGCAGAACUUUCGACCCACUUCGGAACUGGACGAAAAUGAAAACAGUGGGGCCCGAACAGACAACCGGAACUUGAUUGAGGAAUGGCGAGAGCUUCACCCAAACAAGGCAGAGUAUAUUUAUAAUAAGAUCGGUUUGAAGGCGGUUGACACCGACCAGACCGAGCACCUGCUGGGUUUGUUUCAAACCGACUACCUGUACUACAAUUUGGAAAUCGAACAAAUGGGGCUCCACGAAACCGAACCGAAACUAUGGGAACUGGUUGAUGUGGCUAUCGGCAUGCUGAACAAAAGUGAAAACGGUUACGUGCUGUUUGUGGAAGGUGGCAGAAUCGAUAAUGCCCACCACGGAACGCGUGCUCGCCUUGCGCUGGAUGAAACGGCCCAGCUCUCGGAGGCGAUCGAUUUUGCCCGGAAGGCAACCAGUGUUGAGGAUACGCUGAUAGUGGUUUCAGCGGAUCACAGCCACACGAUGACGUUCAAUGGGUAUCAGAAACGUGGCAGCGACAUCCUGGGCAUUGCGGACAUCAGCGACGAGGACGGUCUACCGUACACCACGCUGAGCUACGCAAAUGGCGGCGGAUACUACGACACGUACACCGAACAAAACCGUGCCAUUCGAGUGGACAUUAGCGAUUGGAAUCUAACGGAUUACAACGCACGCUACCUGGCAACGGUACCGAUGGGAUUGGAGACCCAUGGCGGAGAGGAUGUUGCAGUUUACGCCAGUGGUCCUAUGGCUCACAUGUUCCAGGGUAACUUUGAGCAGAACACUAUUCCGCAUCUGAUUUCCUUCGCGGCAAAGAUCGGUCACUACAAGGAGAGUAAGGAUGAAACUGGUGCGGGAUCUUCGCUUGUUGGUUGCGUUCAACUGACCUUGGUUUGUGGGUUCGUUGUUUUGCUAGGGAUGCUCAAAUGGAAGCCUAUUGACUGUUUACUGUAGUGUAUAUUUUUAAGACCGAUAGAGUUUUGCUGUGCAAAGCCGUCAUAUUAGAUGAUGAAUAAAUGUAAUCUUUGUGGUUCUUGUAAUCUCUGUGAA
Messenger RNA from Topomyia yanbarensis, 1872 nucleotides. Its product is annotated as membrane-bound alkaline phosphatase-like. Gene Ontology annotation, molecular function: alkaline phosphatase activity. The record is from RefSeq and is a predicted model, not a curated record. The transcript is spliced from 2 exons. The coding region runs from base 88 to 1776 and encodes 562 amino acids. Gene Ontology annotation, biological process: dephosphorylation. NCBI's taxonomy places the organism in Eukaryota, Metazoa, Arthropoda, Insecta, Diptera, Culicidae.